AACCACUUAGGGUUUUUUUAUAAGCGUGGGCGGCGGUAGAGGGAGACGGAGAGAGAGCGGGAGAGGGGAUGGCGGUGGACAUGGGGAAGCUGCGGUGGGGAGAGCUCGAUGACGACGCGGAGGACCUCGACUUCUUGCUGCCGCCGCGGGUGGUGGUCGGGCCGGACGAGAAUGGUGUGAAGAAGGUGAUCGAGUACCGGUUCGACGACGAGGGUAACAAGGUUCGGGUCACCACCACCACCCGCGUCCGCAAGCUCACCCGCGCCCGCCUUAGCAAGCGCGCCCUCGAGCGUCGCUCCUGGCCCAAGUUCGGCGACGCCGUCCACGAGGACGCCGGCGCCCGGCUCACCAUGGUCUCCACCGAGGAGAUCCUCCUCGAGCGCCCCCGCCCCCCCGGCAGCAAAGCGGAAGAACCAAAGGUUGCAGGGGAUCCAUUAGCUGCCAUGGGCAAAGCAGGUGCUGUCCUCAUGGUAUGCAGGACUUGUGGUAAGAAGGGUGACCACUGGACAUCGAAGUGCCCUUACAAGGAUCUGGCGCCACAAACAGACAGCUUUAUCGACAAGCCUCCUGGUGCUGAAGCUGCAGCUUCCACCACAGGCACUGGCAAGGGCACCUACGUGCCUCCUAGCAUGAGAGCAGGUGCAGAGAGGAGCGGGACAGAGAUGAGGCGUCGUAACGAUGAGAACUCGGUUCGUGUGACCAAUCUGUCGGAGGACACCCGUGAGCCUGACCUGUUGGAACUCUUCCAUACUUUUGGCCCUGUCACUCGUGUGUAUGUUGCUGUGGACCAGAAGACCGGGUUUAGUCGAGGAUUUGGCUUUGUCAACUUCGUCAACAGGGAAGAUGCAGAGAGAGCCAUCAACAAGCUUAAUGGCUAUGGCUACGACAACCUUAUCUUACGGGUGGAGUGGGCGACUCCAAGGCCGAAUUGAGACUCUAAUUUCUGCAAUUUGUUUAGCAGAUUCUGUUCUUAACAUUUAGCAGAUUCAGUGUUUUUGUCAUGUGGCUUUAUAAUUUUGUUUAUGGGUGGAGCGGGCGACUCCGAGGCCGAAUUGAGACUCUACUUUCUUCAAGUUGUUUAGCAGAUUGUCCUUAAAGAUGAUCACUGUUUUUGUCAUGUUGCUUUAUACUUGUCCUAGAAAUUUGUUUUAGAUUUGAAUUAUCUUGGCAAGACGACAAUGCAUAUUUAUGUUGAGGA
This is a messenger RNA of Musa acuminata subsp. malaccensis (wild Malaysian banana), 1198 nucleotides long. RefSeq lists its product as uncharacterized. Gene Ontology annotation, molecular function: translation initiation factor activity; RNA binding. Gene Ontology annotation, cellular component: cytoplasm; eukaryotic translation initiation factor 3 complex. The record is from RefSeq and is a predicted model, not a curated record. Lineage: Eukaryota; Viridiplantae; Streptophyta; Magnoliopsida; Zingiberales; Musaceae.